AUUUCAGAACGCUGCAUUACUUUAGCCGCUUUAGCCUGCUUUAGCGGCGGUUGCAUGACAGUUGAUUUACGGUACAACUUGGAAAUUUACUCCUCAUUCAUUCCAGUAAAAAGAUACAUCAUUAUUAACUCGGGCAAUUCGUUACACAGUGUCAAAAAAUGUUUCGAAACCAGUACGACAGUGACGUUACGGUAUGGAGCCCCCAAGGACGUUUACAUCAAGUAGAAUAUGCUAUGGAAGCAGUGAAGCUUGGUUCUGCCACUGUAGGACUCAAGAACAAGACACAUGCAGUUUUGAUAGCUCUUAAACGAGCAUCUUCAGAACUUUCUGCUCAUCAGAAGAAAAUUAUCCCUAUUGACAAACACAUGGGCAUUACAAUUGCUGGUUUGACCGCUGAUGCAAGAAUGUUGAGCCGUUAUAUGCGCACUGAAUGCUUGAAUUAUAAGUAUUCCCAUGACGAUGUGUUGCCCGUCAGCCGUUUAAUAGCAACCCUUGGCAACAAGAUGCAAACCUGUACCCAGAGAUAUGACAGACGUCCGUAUGGUGUAGGUCUCUUGGUUGGAGGAUACGAUGAUCAAGGGCCCCAUAUUUACCAGACGUGUCCGUCAGCAAAUUAUUACGACUGCAAAGCCAUGGCUAUAGGAGCUCGUUCUCAAAGUGCUCGAACCUACUUGGAGAAACAUCUCACCGAAUUUCUGGGUUGUACCUUGGAAGAACUGGUGAAACAUGGUUUGAGAGCAUUGCGCGAUACGUUACCGAACGAGAUGGAUUUGUCGACGAAGAACGUCUCAAUCGGCAUUGUUGGAAAAGGCACAGAAUUCACGGUUCUCGACGAGGCAGCAACGGCCGUUUACUUGUCGGAGAUUGGUGAAGACAAACGUGGUAGACCAGCAGGUCCGGACGUUCAACAGGACGACCAACCACCUCAAGGCCCUGACGCUCCCGAAGGACCGGCAGAUCCUCGGGUGUCUGUUGCCAUGGACACUGAGUGAAUAAAAAUGUAUUCCCAAUCGUUUGCCCACAUCCGUUGUAAUAAAAAAAGGAUUUUUCGCUUCUUGUAUACGAAAA
This is a messenger RNA of Venturia canescens, 1068 nucleotides long. It is a transcript of the gene Prosalpha6, whose product is annotated as Proteasome alpha6 subunit. Lineage: Eukaryota; Metazoa; Arthropoda; Insecta; Hymenoptera; Ichneumonidae. The coding region runs from base 159 to 992 and encodes 277 amino acids. The record is from RefSeq and is a predicted model, not a curated record. The transcript has 5 exons. Gene Ontology annotation, cellular component: proteasome core complex; nucleus; proteasome core complex, alpha-subunit complex. Gene Ontology annotation, biological process: ubiquitin-dependent protein catabolic process; proteasomal protein catabolic process.